Messenger RNA from Eleginops maclovinus (Patagonian blennie), 2701 nucleotides. RefSeq lists its product as uncharacterized. The transcript is spliced from 6 exons. Lineage: Eukaryota; Metazoa; Chordata; Actinopteri; Perciformes; Eleginopidae. Bases 54 to 1100 code for a protein of 348 amino acids. Gene Ontology annotation, biological process: response to bacterium. The record is from RefSeq and is a predicted model, not a curated record.
UCCUCAUCUUUACUGCAAAACAAACCAAGAUCCCAGCAAGAGACAACAUCAAGAUGAUCCUUUUAUCGAUUACACUGCUUCUUUUCCAUCAAGGAUAUGGACUGAUGUCAGUGACCACAGUUCAACUUGGUGAAUCUGCAACCUUCACAUGCGCUUACCCCGAUUGGGAGCAUAGCAAUACCCGAGUCAAGUGGUACAAACAGAGUGUUUGGGAUUCUCCCACAUUAAUGGCUACACUGUUGAAAGGCACUGCAAAUCCUGCAUUUGAACAAGGGUAUCCCCAAUCCCGUUUUCAUGCAAAACAUUUAGUUAACAUGAGUACUCUGACCAUUUUGAAGACAAUCCCAGAAGACAAGGCAAUCUAUCACUGCGCAGUCACUACCUGGAGUAACGAUGACUGGACGAGCACAUAUUUGUCUUUAGAAGGAAACAAUCAGAGGGCAACAAACUUUACUAUUGUUCAGUGGCCGACAGUUCCCGAUCCAGUACAUCCAGGAGACUCCGCCACUCUCCAGUGCUCGGUCCUCUCCUACUCUGAGAAGAAGAACUGUCCUGGGGAACACAGUGUGCACUGGUUUGGAGUCAGAUCAGAUAAAUCUCAUCUUAACAUCAUCUACACUGAUGAAAACGAACAAAAUGAGUGUAAGUAUACCUUGGACUCUCAGAAGAGCUGUGUUUAUCGCCUCUCAAAGAAAUUCAACUCCUCUGAUGCUGGGAUUUACUACUGUGCUGUGGCCACAUGUGGAGAGAUAGUAUUCGGAGACGGAACAAAAGUGAACAUCGAAGCCACCGGCUCGUGGCCUUUUGGUGAUUUACAGAAUUAUGAUUUUCUGCUUCUGCCGUGUGGGGUCUCGGCUAUUAGUGUGAUUGUUAUAGCCAUCCUCAUUUACGCCAUCAAGAAAAACCAGUGUGGUUAUUGUGAUGACAAGGCUGCUGUGUCCCUGCAAGAAUAUGUUGCAAAAAUAAAUCUGAAGAGAAAUGAAAACCCAUGGAAUUAUUCUACUGUCGUCUUUACCGUGAUGGAAACCAGCAUUGGUGGAACGAGGGAGGGAAAAGCAGCAAAGAGAGAGAGGAUCUACACUUCUGCCAAGGCUUUUUGAGUGGAAUAGAUUGUUAAAAGUGGACUCAGCUAGGGCUGUGUACUAACACCAGAUAUGUGUGUUGUUCCCAGAUCGAACAGCUAUUGGAUUAUGAGAUUUAUCCUGAAUUCGACAAAGCAUAUUGGAUUAAAAAUGCACACAUGUGAUAGUUAAAAGUGUUAAAGCUGAACGCUGUUAUAGAAUGUGUGAUUUGGCUUGCAUUGUGCUUAUGAUGCAUGAUUUCCUAUGCUUACAUGUAUAAAUAGAUGAUAAAAAUAAAAAUGCAUAUUGCCAAAUAUUUUGUUAGAUUCAAAUGUUGUGAAAUAGUGAUACACACAGAAAUGUGGCCUGUCGUAUAUCUAGGCCGCAGGUUAACUGACUCUUUACCGUCAUGCACCUUUUUAACUAUUUUUGAGGCCUUUCCCUUUAAAACCUACUCUAACAUCAACAUUUCUUACAUCAAAAUUCUACCAAAUAUGGUAAGUAAAUCUAAAUAUGAUUUGAAGUGUGUCAAUUAUCCCUCUAGAGAAGAGUCCAAUUGUUUUCUUCAUUGACAGUGAAACGCAGAAUAAUGCUUCUAGUGAAAAGAAAGCAUGACAGGAAAUGUUACUGCAGUCAUAAUGAUGUUAUUGCUCUGUUUAAUCACUAUGCAGAAAGGCUCUUUGAGUUUGACAGCUUUUACUUUUGAUGGUUGUGAGUCAUAAUUCAAACAAACCUUGAAUGGUAAAUAAAACACACCUGGUUUUCUCUUGUAUGAACACCAAACACCAGGGGGCACUGAAAGGUGAAAAGCAGUAGAUUUGGAUUUAUUUCUUUUUUCGUUUAUCAUUUUAUUUGUUUAAAAGGUAGCAAACUAAUCAAAUGCCAGCACAUUUACUAAGUCCCCUUAUUCCCUAAUACUGUAGGUGCACAAUAUAACCACAUUUCCAUACAAUCAUAUUUUUAAACACAGAUGAUAUAGUUCAUGCACAGUUCAACCCCGAAGGAUGAAACAGAAGCUUUUGGGAGUUCAGUUUGAUCUAAGAACUCAUAGCACAGGUAUUUUUUACUAACUAAAACAGUAUUCAACAAAGCCACUGUUCCACACUGCAAUCAUACUAUGAACUACAACACAUUAACAAACAACCUGACUGGUAUUAGACAUUAUUAAAGCUGUAUUUCUCUUCUCUGCUUCUGAGUCACUGCAUCUAGAAAGGCUUCCUCUUCCAUGACCUUCAGUCCACCAGAAAAUAAAAUCAAAGGUAGCAUCAUGGCUGUUUUCUCACAUUUAUAUCUGAAAGAAAAAGCUGCCUGGAGCACUUUUUAAUAUGAGGUUCAGCUUUCCUCCUUGCUGUUGAAUUGAAUUUUAGUUCCUCUGGUUACUUUGUUCUCUUUGUAAGAUGUGUUCACAAUGAUAAUAAUAAGUGGAACAGUGUUGAAUUAUGUUAUGGGGAUAUAUAUGAACGUAGCCUCAAUUUUUUAUCUGAAAAGUUAAGAAAACAAUACCCUUUUCCUCUGUUUUGCCACUUAAGCUGCUGGGUCUCUGUUAUUAAAGGACACUUUUAUUUAUUUCCAUGUUUUAAAUUCAAUCAACAAGUGUUGCAAUGUAAUGUAAGCAUUAAAAGAAGAUAUAAACCAAUAUA